Molecule: messenger RNA, 1524 nt
Organism: Mytilus trossulus (common blue mussel)
Lineage: Eukaryota; Metazoa; Mollusca; Bivalvia; Mytilida; Mytilidae
Exons: 2
Coding region: 296-937 (213 amino acids)
Source: RefSeq, a predicted model, not a curated record
AAAUUUUGACGAAGCUAAUUUAUGAUCGAAUAUACACAAAUCUAUCGAUUUUGAUUGGAUGAGAGGAAGCCAUAUGGUAAAUCUAUCGAUUUUGAUUGGAUGAGAGGAAGCCAUAUGGUUCGGUAAAUACUAAAUACCAAUAUCGACCCCAUUAACUACUGGGCACACAAAGACAUCAAUAAACAUUGUUUGGUAAAUUGGAUAAAAUUGCAUAAAGGUUUUCGAGUUACAGCAGACUAUGUGUUGAUUCAGAAUCAGACAGAAAGUGGAAUUACUAGCUUGAUUUGUAUUAAAAAUGGCAGCUGCUGUUGUAUCUUCAAACAGUUUUGAUAAUAUUCCUAGUACAAGACAAUUCGUAAUACAGUUAGAUGACAAUACAAGCUACCCGGAACAUGUGUUACUAAAAAUAAACAAAAGUAGUGGAUGUCAGCCAAGACCUUCUGAUGUCGGAAUAAAAACAUGUUUUUCCUCAAAUUCGACUUCGUCUCGAAAUCCUUCUAACGCGAAACGAGAAGACAGUUACAAUUUUUACAAAUCUAUUACAAAUAUUCACAAAUGGCCAGGUGACGAUACCUAUGACAUUUCUAAAAUACAGGAAUGGAAAGAUUGGAGACAGAAAGCUAAUUUGCAUAUGGCGAACACGAUCAUUGACGAAGAAUGUCCCGGACUUUCCCGAGUAAGUGAUAUAACAACCCACCCUAUUGAAAAUGACAUUGUUUUCAAUGUGUUUAAGACAACAAGGUCAUCCGAAGGUUCAAUGUCAGUGCUUGGUGUUACUUCAUACAGUAUGUUUGGGAUACCUCGGAUCCAAUCAAAAGUCGAUUUCGAUGACAAAAGUAGCCUCCAUGUGGAUGAUUUAAUGCCGCCAGAUUACGACGACUGUUUCUAUGGUAACGAUGACCUUCCUCCGGAUUACGACGAAGUUUUUCAGACAUAGGAUGAUAUUCAAACGUUCAGGUAUAUAGUGCAAGCAGUUCAAACAUAUUAAAUGUUUACUGUUUAUUCUCAGGAGGCCAAACAGUUUGAACUUCAUAUGAAAGCGAGGUUGAUGAUAUUUAUAAUGAACGAUGUCUUUCAAAUAUGACGCAAACCGAUUGAAAACAUAUUAACAUAUAAUCUUAAUUUUUUUGUUAUUAAAAUAUGGUAUUGUUUGAUAUUAUGGUAUUGUUAGAUAUAGAUUACUUUGUGAUUUUAAGUGUUUUUUAUCCGUUGUUUGCUUUUAGGAUUUAAACUUGAAACACGUAACUGUUUUUAAAAAUAGUGCAAGUUCCUGACAUUGGUGAACUCUGAUAUGAAGCUGCUUAAAAAAGUGGAAAUAUACUGUAAAAUGUGACUUGGACAGAAGUUAAUUAGAAUAACAACAAGUUUGACGUCAAAAGUAUCCAAAUAUGUAGUUUUUGUUUUGAAAUGUAAUGGGUUGUACAUGUUUUUAUAGACCGUUUGCUUUUAUGAAUAUUAUACCUAAGUAAAUAAUUUUAACAUGACACAUGUUAUCAGUCUUAAUAAACAGUUUUAUAAUUGAAA